This is a messenger RNA of Trichosurus vulpecula (common brushtail), 2691 nucleotides long. RefSeq names its product serum paraoxonase/arylesterase 2-like. The record is from RefSeq and is a predicted model, not a curated record. Lineage: Eukaryota; Metazoa; Chordata; Mammalia; Diprotodontia; Phalangeridae. Gene Ontology annotation, molecular function: arylesterase activity. Gene Ontology annotation, cellular component: extracellular region.
CGGACUGGGACGGGACCAGAAGCGGCCAUGGCGCAGCUAGUGGUUCUCACUGCUCUGGGCUUGGCUCUAGCGCUGCUGGGCGAGAGGUUUGUGGCGCUCAGGAAUCGCCUUAAUGCCUCCAGAGAAGUUGAACCCGUUGACCUUCCCAACUGCCACUUGAUCAAAGGUGUAGAAGCAGGUUCUGAAGACAUCGACAUACUUCCCAAUGGCUUGGCUUUCCUUAGUGUGGGCCUCAAGUUUCCUGGGAUGCAGAGCUUUGCCCCAGAGAAGCAUGGAGGAAUCCUAAUGAUGGAUCUGAACAAGGACAGCUCCAGGGCCCGAGAGCUUCGAAUCAGCCGAGGAUUUGAUCUGGCAUCUUUUAAUCCCCAUGGCAUCAGUACUUUCAUCGACAAAGAUGACACCGUCUAUCUCUUCGUUGCAAACCACCCUGAGUUCAGCAGCACAGUAGAAAUUUUUAAAUUUGAAGAAGAAGAGAGUUCCCUUUUACACCUGAAAACCCUCCACCAUGAGCUUCUUCCAAGUGUGAAUGACAUCAUAGCUGUGGGUCCGGAGCAUUUCUAUGCCACCAACAGCCACUAUUUCUCCGAUAUUUUCUUAAAGUAUCUGGAGGUCUACUUGAAUCUGCACUGGACAAACGUCAUUUACUACAGCCCCGAAGAUGUCCGCGUGGUGGCUGAGGGCUUCGACUCCGCCAAUGGCAUCAACGUGUCCCCAGAUAAGAAGUACAUCUAUGUUGCAGAUAGCUUUGCCCAUGAAAUCCACGUCAUGGAAAAAUACGCCAAUUGGAGCUUGAAUCAAGUAAAGGUACUCCACCUGGACACGAUAGUGGAUAACCUGUCCGUUGACCCUUCCACAGGAGACCUCUGGGUGGGCUGUCACCCUAAUGGCCAGAAGCUGUUCAUCUAUGACCCCAGUAACCCUCCUGCAUCCCAGGUGCUUCGGAUCCAGAACAUUCUUUCUGAGACACCCACAGUGAGCACAGUCUAUGCCAACAAUGGAUCUGUGUUGCAGGGCAGCACCGUGGGCUCUGUGUAUGGUGGGAAGCUGCUCAUCGGCACAUUGUAUCAUAGGGCCCUGCAGUGCCAGCUCUGAGGGGCAUCCACAGCCCCAGCUCUUACUAACACCAAAUUCACUGUGAAUUGUCCAUCCUGAAGAAGUGCGUGGAGUACAGGUGACUAAGACGGAGGUGAUUUGAAGGAAGUGCUUGUCUUCCUGGGCAAGGAAAUGAGAGAGGGGACAGUGCAGGGGGCUCCGGGGCAGCCGCACUGCCACCUACAUGUCCCUGCCCUGUUGCCCCUGCCCGAGCCCUCACAGAGCUCCCAGGACAGAGCCUCGUGGCUGGUUUGCCCUAGCCCCCUCCCAGUGACCACUGACUCAGUUCAGCAGCACCUACUGUCCUCUUGUUGUUUACGACCCCAACAGUUAAAGAUUUCCUUAAACCCAGAGGUUGCAUUUGUCCAAGUCAUCCUUCACAUACUGCCUAUGGGCACCUAAGAAGCCAACUUCUUUACUGAAAAAUAAAAUACAUUUUUGGGUUAUCUUUUGUUUUCCAUCCCCCACAUUUUUCACCCUAUUUCUCUCUUGGAGCCUCUCUGAAAGAGCCAGCCCUCACAAAGAGGCAGACAUAUUGACAGAGUCUGAAGACACACUGCAGUGUUCCACUCUCAUGUCCCCUCCCCCUACCUCUGCAACAAAGAAAAGGGGGAAGGGUCCUCUCCUGUCUCAUCCUCAGGCAGAGCUGGGUAACUGUCUUGUAAUGGUCAUUCUUUCCUUAGGGGUGUAUUGUUCUGGUCCUGCUGCCUCUACUCUGCAUCAGUUCAGUAAGUCUUCCCAGGCUUCUCUGUAUUCAACAUCCUUGUUUCUUACAAAAGAAUCAUGUUCCCUUGAGAUUCUAUAUCACCCUUUGCUCAACUAGUUCCUAAUUCAUGGACAUUUACUAUUUUCAGUUCUCUGCUACCACAAAAAUUAAAGCAGGCUCUUUCAAGUAAAGGGUUAAGGUACAGGGUGCAGAGUGGCAGUGUGAGUUUCCAUUAGUAGCUGAUGCUCAGUACUAGACUCUCAGAUUCUGUCAUGCUAGACAGAAUCCUACCCCAAGGUCAAUUCUUUAACCAAGUCUUGUCAAACCAGGGAAGAAAGCCUUGAGCAUUCCAGCUGUCAUACUUGCCUUGACCUACCACACUGCUCCCUGAGGUGGGAGCUGGUCAUCAGAUGUCCCAUGGCUCUUUAGGAGCCAAAAGCAAAAAACUUAGAGCCCCUUGCCCUGUCAUCGAGGAUGAUGGUUCCUUCUUCAGAUGCCUACAUGGGUAACUUUUUCUAGAAUAUAAUUGGCAUAAAAUUAUCCACUUUCUAAUGCCUGCCUAGUAAAUGUGAAGAACAUAAUUGGUGCUGUAAAAAGAAAACUGGGUUCCAAUCCCCCAAUGCACCAUAACCCAUGUUACCUAGGGCAGGUCACUCAUCUUCUCUGAGGCUCAGAUCUUAGAGUAGAUGGCCCCUGCCAGCUCUGAAUCAGUGGCCAAAAAUGAAUGAAUGAAUGAAUGUGUAUUGUUCUUUAGUGAUCAGUAAGUGAGAAGCAGAAAGGUAUUUUGCACAGAGGCUCAACUGAGCCUUCUGUGGGAUCUCAUGUUCAAAAAAGAGGAACAUUUUAUAGUGUCUAGAGUAACUUUAAAUGGAAUUUCUCUUUCUAUCUCUUGG